CCCCCCCCCCCUCUCUCUCUAUAGCUCGGUGUGAUCCCUCUCUCGCUCUCUCUCUCUCUCUCUCUCUCUCUCUCUCUCUCUCGAUCCCUCUGUGUUAGUACAAUGGCGAUCAUGAGCAAGGCGUUCACUCUACUGGCGAUAGUUGUGCUGUCAGCAGUCAGCUCCGCCGUGGCACAGUCCCCUUCGCCUUCUCCGGCUCACUCUCCGUCGAAGUCUCCGACUCCUGCAGCCUCACCGAAAGCAGCCACCCCGACUCCAUCUCCCGCCGUUAAGACGCCCGCGUCCGCUCCUUCACCGGCUAAGACGCCGUCCGCUCCCUCGCCUGCUCCCACCAGCAGCACCACCUCCCCUCCCUCUCCUCCUCCUUUGUCCGAUGCUCCAGUGUCUGCUCCGACCUCGAUCUCGUCCCCUCCGGCUGAGGCUCCUGCCCCCGGGAAGAACGCUGCGGUCAUGAACAAAUUUGGUCUCGCCGGAUCAUUAGCCGUCGGAGCUGUCGCCGCCGUUUUGGUCAUUUAAGAAUCUAGUGGGAAUUCCUAUGUUCUUUUUUUUUUUUUCAUUAUUUUUAUUUUUAUUUGCAGUUAUGGACAUCUAUUGAGGUCUUUUAGUCAGCGUACAGGAGCUUCAUUGCUAGCUGAUACAUAAUCAUGGAUUAUGUCGAACCAUUUAUUUAUUGAUUUUCACCUUAAACUUUUACCCAUGUUCAGUUACGUUACACCAUCUUAAAUUUUUAUCUAU
Molecule: messenger RNA, 735 nt
Organism: Punica granatum (pomegranate)
Lineage: Eukaryota; Viridiplantae; Streptophyta; Magnoliopsida; Myrtales; Lythraceae
Source: RefSeq, a predicted model, not a curated record